This is a messenger RNA of Rhizopus microsporus ATCC 52813, 1029 nucleotides long. RefSeq lists its product as uncharacterized. The record is from RefSeq and is a predicted model, not a curated record. Bases 1 to 1029 code for a protein of 342 amino acids. The transcript has a single exon. NCBI's taxonomy places the organism in Eukaryota, Fungi, Mucoromycota, Mucoromycetes, Mucorales, Rhizopodaceae.
AUGCAAAUUUGGAAUAAUAAGAAGGGUCUAUUGACAAAGAUUCAUCUUGGUCAACUCUGCUUCGUCUUUGCUAAAUGGACAUGCAUCACCCUUGUCGGUCUAUUAUUGUCAUUCUUUUUAUUUUAUAAAGUAGACCUCAAUGCUCAUGUCUUCCUGAGGGAAUCACUUGCUUCCAUUAAAGUAAACAAAGAGCCACUUUACUGUUUUAGUAAUCAUACAGCUAUACAACAACAUGCUAUUAUUAUACCCACUGCUAUAGAUGAGGAUACUUGCUUUGAUUAUGCAUCCUUAAUUCACCCUAAUGCCACUACUGUUACUACCAAUACUGUAUUUCACACCUUGUUAAUAGACGAACUCUUCACAAAAAGACAUUUCGAUACAAUACAAUCCUUUUUGUUGACACAGCCUUCAUCACAACUUACACUGUGGAUCACGAGAAAAGAGCAAUUAGACUCACCACAUUGGAAAGCCCUUUCUGACAAGGAUAACCUCCAGUACAGAAUCAUCUCGACGGCUGAUCUAACUACCUCUUUUGACUCUAUCAGACCAUCUUCAGAAUUACUUCCAUUACUUAUUCUCUAUCAGCAUGGUGGCGUCUGGUUCAACAUGGAUAUCCUCUUUAUUCGUGAUCUUGCCCCUUUACUAGAUCAAGAAUGGAUGUCUCAGGGAGACUGUCAUGAAACAAAAUCAAAGAGAUUUACGGGGCCCUUGAUGCAUUUCUCUAGACGCUCUCCUUAUCUAUGCGAAAUGAUUCAGCAAGCUUCAAGAGUGGCUGCUGUCGGGCCCUUACUUUAUUCCCAUGUAUAUGAUCAAUGCAUCAUGAAUGGAGUAAAACCCUGGACAGUGCUCCCCUGGUGCUAUAUGGAUCCUUCGGAUUGCAGUACAGGCGUAUCUAGAUCGUAUAGCCUAUCAGAACUAGAUAAAAGCAAACUACUAAAGGCAUUUGUAUAUCAUUUACGCCCUUUCUGGAAAGGAUAUUUCUAUGACCCUGUGUAUGAUUACUUGGCAACUAGACAAACUGUGUACUAA